ACAAACAAAACUUCUAUAUCUUCUACAGUCAACCACCUACACGCCUUUAACGGACGUGUUAUUUUUUCUUAAUUAUUUACCUGACUCAACGGUUAUAAUGGGCAAGGCCCUCUAGUUCAAUUUCGAACCGAAAAUGUGGCGACUAGCGUCCGUGCUUCUACUAACACACGUCCUACUAUUAACCAAUGGCCAGUUUGAAUGGCAAACGCUGGACAGUUUCGACGAGGUGUCCAGGGCCGUGAGGGCCAUAAACAAGGACAACUGCGAGGUCCAGCACUUCCGCGACCUCUACCUGCCCGAGGACGUCGUCUCCCACUUGCCGGACAUCAAGGAGGUCAAUAUUAACCCCGUGUUUCCCAAUAGGACCCAAUUGUUGCACCUGCACAACAUGGCCCUCAACAGGGCCUUUUUUUGGAGUUACAUACUGCAGAGCAGGUUUAUUAGACCGGCGAUAAAUGAUACAUACGAUCCUGGAAUGAUGUACUAUUUGUUAUCCACCGUAGCCGAUGUAUCCACUAAUAAACAUAUCAAUGCCAGUGCCAUAUACUUCUCGCCUAAUAUGAGUUAUAGUAGCUCAUAUAGGGGCUUUUUUAAUAAGACUUUUCCUAGGUUUGCCCCAAGGACAUUCCGAGCAGACGAUUUCAAUGAUCCAGUGCACUUGGAAAGAAUAUCUACCCUAAACACUUUUACAAUUCAUGAUUUGGGUGCCAUUAAGCCCAACACUAGUGCAGACUAUACUUCUGAAUAUUAUAGGAUUAAUGAGUGGUACAAGAAAUGGCUGCCCGAUAAGGUCAAUACAAGACAUGACACCAAAACAACUUAUCAGGUUGAAAUUCGUUACGCAAACAACACCAACGAAACGUUCACGUUCCACGGACCCCGGGGGGCCGACGAAAACCCCGGACCAGUAAAAUGGACUCGUCCCUACUUCGACUGUGGUAGAUCAAACAGAUGGCUGGUAGCCGCUGUGGUACCCAUAGCGGACAUUUUCCCAAGACACACCGGAUUUAGACAUAUAGAAUAUCCCACAUACACAGCAGUAUCCGUGGUCGAGAUGGAAUUUGAGCGGAUAGACAUCAACCAAUGUCCGCAGGGACCUGGAAAUGACGGUCCGAACCGAUUUGCCGAAACUGCCAGAUGUAAAAACGAAACUACCGAAUGUGAACCAAUUCAUGGUUGGGGUUUUCGUCGCGGAGGAUACCAAUGUCGGUGUCGGCCAGGUUAUAGACGCCCUUUACAAAUACGCAGCCCUUAUUUGGGCGAAAUCCUUGAAAGGGCCACCGAGGAACAGUAUUAUAAUGGAUUCGACUGUAAAAAGAUCGGAUGGAUCCAAAAGUUACCGGUCGAAUGGGAAAAGGCACCAUGGUACGUGAGAGAAAUAGAAGUGGACCGACAUCCGGAGUAUAAAUAUCCAGUACCCGGACCUGAAUCCCUCAAUCAGCCAGUAGUUAACAUUCACGAGGCCAUUCGGUUCAUUAACAGUGUCAAAAAAAGUAAUUGUCACAAGUUUAAACCUGACGAAUUAACUUUACAUGGAGGUACAAUGUUCGGCGCAGAAGAGUUUUUCGAAAACGAAGCCAAAAUGGCGCUACGUCUCGCCAAUUUCAUCAGCGUCUUCCUGCAAGUGUCCGAUCCCACUCAAGUAUACUCAGGUAAAAGGGUGGCCGACAAACCUUUAACCGAGGACCAAAUGAUCGGAGAAACGUUGGCCAUUGUGCUGGGCAAUAGUCGAAUCUGGUCCGCAGGAACUUAUUGGGAAAUGAACAAGUUCACCAACAAGACUCUAUUCGCUCCUUACGCCUAUAAAAGAACGCUGAACGGACGAAAGUUUAACGUGGAAGAUUUGGCUAGGUUAAACAAGUCCGAAGAAGUUUACCUCAACAAACCGUGGUACAAAUACUUAAAAGAACGUUGGGCGAGCAACUUCGACGACCUGGAAAAAUUCUGGAUGAAAAUCAAAGUGCGUUUCAACGAAACCGGCGAGAGUCUCAGCAAGUACGAGCAUUUUCCCACGUUUUAUCGGGGAGCUAAAUUGGAUCAUGGCUACUGGACCGCUCCGUAUUACGACUGUUACGGCAAAGUACCGAUGUGGAAAAUUAAAUAUGCUGCCCCGUUUUUCGGAUGGGACAGCUUGAAGGCCCGAUUAGAGUUUAAAGGUGUUGUAGCAGUAACUAUGGACCUACUUAAACUGGACAUUAACCAGUGUCCAGAUAAAUAUUAUGUCCCUAACGCAUUUAAGGAUACGCACAAGUGUGACCAACAAACGUCUUAUUGUGUUCCUAUUCUGGGCAGAGGUUUCGACUCGGGCGGAUACAAAUGCGAGUGCAAACAAGGCUUCGAAUACCCCUUCGAGGACCCAAUAACUUAUUACGAUGGGCAACUCAUGGAAGCGGAAUUUAGCAAUAUGGUAGAUAAUAACCUGAGCAGGUUCGACAUGUUUAGGUGUAGGUUAGCGGGGGCGAGUAGCAUACGGCCCGGUGUCACGGCUGUUUUGGGUCUGUUGAUAAUUUAUUUACUGAGAUUUUGUUGACGUUAUUUUAUUAGGCAAGACUGUGUACAUAUAUGUAAUGAGGCCUUGCUGAUAAUGUGCCUUUUAUAUACAACUUAGGUUCAAUGUGAUUUAAUAUGCGAGAGGAGAAGUUUUGUAAAAAUCGUCUCGCAUUAGAAAAACCACGCCCGUCCAAAGCGAUCUUUUUAUUUGUAAGUUUUUUUAGGUAGUUUUUUCGAUUUUAUUAGGUAUGAGACAAAAAAUUAACCAAUUAGAUAGUUUAAACCAAAAGACAUUCCCUGACACAGUCAAUUAUAAAUUAGAUAUUUCUUGUAGUUGAUUUACAGCUGUAAUGUUGCUUUUUUUAAAGGUUUUAUGUAAUAAGUAUAUAAAGGGUGGCUUCUGGUGUUAUUGCUUCUCAAGCACCCAUGCAGCUUUUAUUAUACAAUAUCUUUUAUGAAUUUAAUUGCAAGAUGUAAACUAAUAGGCGAGGCAAUCUGUAAAAAUUUGUUUGCUGUUAUACAAGAAACUCAUUAUGUGCCUCUUAGGGUUGUACUUUGUAAAGGUAUCCAUCCGUCUAUUUUAGAAUUACCGUACUUAUUUUGUAUAUAAAUAACAUAGAAGUGUCCUCAAGAAUAUUUGCUACAAACGGACAGUUAAUAUAGUACAACACUCUCGGUUUUUAUAUAAUUUAUAUACCAAAUAUUUUAGAGACCAUGCUGUAUGAAAUUUCCAUUUUACUUUCUCGCAAUAUUAAGGCAAUAGCAGAGUUUAUGUAGUAGGAAACAGAGGAAACUUAAUUUUUUUUAAAUUAAUGCCAAAUAAAUGGAUUAAUUGGGAUGGUCUAAAGGAAAGCGAGCUAUCAAACAUUAAAAUCAAAAAAAAUUAAUAGAAAACACCUAACGGAAAAACUUCAUUAGAGCUAUAAAAGAUACAUAAACAUAUAUAUAAUUAAAUAUGUUUAAGAACAAGAUACACAUUUAUACCGUUUUGUUUAGUAUCUUGAAAAAAAAUGGAUGUUAUUUUAAUAGAUCGCACUUUUGCAUGCCCUUCAUGUUUCUUUUCAAUUCAACAAUGCAAUAAAUGUUUUCCCUACAUAUGAUACAUGCUUCCUUUUCAUUAGCCGGCAUAAAAUCCACCGCUUUGGAAUGGAUUUUAGGCGGAAACUUAACUUUUUUAUGAUAUUAUUAAGGAUCUGCUGUUAAAUAAGCUCGAUAGUGGAAAUCAUAAUAAUAUGUCGCUGCUUUUAUGUGUAAUAUAAGCUUUCCGUCCACAUUUGGAAUUUUUUACAAUAUUUUAUAGAUUUUUUUAUAUUGUGUGUGUAUAUCUAUAGUUACUACCAUUUUAAAUAGAUUUUUUUU
This is a messenger RNA of Anthonomus grandis grandis, 3849 nucleotides long. RefSeq lists its product as uncharacterized. Bases 134 to 2530 code for a protein of 798 amino acids. The transcript has 10 exons. Lineage: Eukaryota; Metazoa; Arthropoda; Insecta; Coleoptera; Curculionidae. The record is from RefSeq and is a predicted model, not a curated record.